AUGGAUGCAGCAACUCUUCCGUGUUGCCGUGAUCGUUUUGGCGAACAAGCCUGUCAAUCGUUGAGAAAAACCCAACCGGCAACUUUCGAGAAGCGAUGCUUGGGCGAUCACGAUUUUCACACAAUCGAUUGCUGUUUGGAGUGCCGGAGAUACAUUGAAAAUAAUAAUAUUCAUCCGGAUAACGCUCGAGCCGUCCUCCGAGCGCCUAUCGUUUGCCGGGAUAAGCAUUCGAUCGCUUUCUGCCGUCGCUUCAAGGAGUCGGGAUUGGGGAAAUACUCGUGUAAAGACACUGAAUUCGCGAUCAGAGUUUGCCGAUCUUCAUGCGGUUAUUGCAACGACGAUCUCUAUUCAGCCGCUCACUCCGUUCCAAGCUGUACCACAAUGAUGCAAAUGCAACAACGAAAAUUGUGGAUUUAU
Mesorhabditis belari is the source of this 417-nucleotide messenger RNA. NCBI's taxonomy places the organism in Eukaryota, Metazoa, Nematoda, Chromadorea, Rhabditida, Rhabditidae. The record is from the annotation of a GenBank genome assembly.